Syngnathus typhle (broad-nosed pipefish) is the source of this 6094-nucleotide messenger RNA. RefSeq names its product TopBP1-interacting, checkpoint, and replication regulator (gene ticrr). The record is from RefSeq and is a predicted model, not a curated record. Gene Ontology annotation, cellular component: nucleus. NCBI's taxonomy places the organism in Eukaryota, Metazoa, Chordata, Actinopteri, Syngnathiformes, Syngnathidae. Gene Ontology annotation, biological process: DNA replication; mitotic G2 DNA damage checkpoint signaling; response to ionizing radiation. The coding region runs from base 418 to 5850 and encodes 1810 amino acids. The transcript has 18 exons. Gene Ontology annotation, molecular function: chromatin binding.
AAGGUUGUUGUUGUUGACGGAUUUGGCCAAUCACUGUCGAAAAGGCGCUUGUUCAAGACGCGCGAACAGUUAACUUACGAAGACGAGAAAAUGGCGAACUAAGAGUAACAUCUAAAAUAACAUUUUACUUGGAAUAGUUUUGUGGUAGUAAUAUGAGUAAAGUACGAUUAUUUUCAAAGGACGGUGGCGAUUGUGGGAACGACAGAACCUGAAGAAAAUGUCUCGUUAUGUCAAAGUGUCGUGGUAGCGAAGAUGCUAGCUAGCAAGAAACGUCAACAUUCGUUUCGCUAAAAUGUCUUUUACACUAGACAGCGGUACAAUGAAGGGACCGAGUUGAGUAGUGAUGGCUCGUACACUCGUAUUAUAAUAAUUUAAUGGCUUGUCGUCGAAGAUAAUAACCAGGCGCUGUUUGACGGGAUGGCUUUACACAACCUGUUUUUUGUCGUCGACCUGGAUUACGAAGAUCAACUAUCAAGCGAUCGGCUAGGAAUCGGGAGUCAUGUCUUGAAACGUGGCAUUUUGCAGAUUUUGCUGCACUUCGGAUUCCAGUAUGGCUUCGACAAAGUACGUUGGGGUUACAAAUUCUUCCAAUCCAAGACUGGCCGAGGUGCCGCCCUCAUAACGAAAGGCUCGGACUUCAAGGAGCUUCGCCAAAAAGCCUUUGAGGACUUCAGUGUGGAAUUCGAUGCUAUGUUUGACGGGAGAGAAAAAUUAUGCGCGUCCCAGCAUUGCAGCCCGUCUGCCUCAGUGCAAAAUGCGCUCAAAGAAGUCCUACUCGAUUUCCAGUGGGACCGACCAGACAUCACCUCUCCCACGAAACUGUCCCUGAGGCCCAGGAAGACGAGUCGAGCUGCCCAUUUAUCAGAAGAGGAACACCUUACCAAUCACACAAAAAAUGCGGUGUUUAUUGUGGCACAGUGUCCACGAAGCUGGACACAACUGGUAGAUUAUCUCUGCGUGAGGAACCUUGACCUCCAUGCUGAUGUGUCCGAGGACAUUUUAUCCAAAAGUAUCCAGGAUAUGCUGGUUCAGAGGCAGGUUGUCCUGCACUGGGUUGACAGUACAUCACAUGGAAAUGAGGUGCUAAGUGGGGACCAUUCGGGCUUUGACAAAUUAGCCCAAGUCUUGGCACAGGCGUGUGGCAAAGUAAUCCCCGCAGUCGCGCUGCUUAACCGCCACUGCACCGGGAAGCCAGACUGCAGUGAGAAUUUCCCCUUCCGGUCCAGUCUGGGAUAUUUGCUGUCUUCUGAAAGGCAGUACCGCCUUGCUUUUCCUGUCACGGAGGGCACGCUGCGACUGGGCACAGGUGGCGUUGCCCAGAGCUGCACUGUGACUCUAGAGCCGGUUACCUGCAGGCGAGGGCUUCUCGCCCCGGGCGUGAAAGUGUGUCUGAAAGGUGUGCUGCGGGGCUGGGAACCCUCGUUACUGUCGCACGCCUCCAUAGAAUCGUGGCAGCUUCGGUGCGCCAACACCAGCGAGCAAGGUGCUGCUUCCUUCCAACGCACGCUGGUAGAGCUGGCUACUCAUUCGCUGCGCAUGUUUGCUGAGGUGUGCCAUAGCGGCCAGUCGUCUUCGGCCAUCCUCUCCCCCUUGUCCAACUCCUCUGCUCUGCUCGCCGUCCUCCAACCUUCCAUCGUUUGGCACCGUCACCUUGACAACACCGACAUUAUUUCCAGCAGCAGCGGCACAGCUGAAACCUCAGCUGACCUUCCGGAAGUAGUCAGCAGUGUGCUGGGCGUUGUAUACGACAUGAUGGAGCAAGAUGAUGGCAGCCCCGAUGAUGAGCAGCCAAAUGUUCCUUAUGCGGUUCCCGAGUGGGCGCAGCAGGAGCUCGGUCGUGGCUCGCCGAAAAUCGGAUUGUGUGAGACUUGGUUUCCUCAUUCGGAUCAGUCGGGGGUCACUUCCCAUUUAAUGGAGUCAUUCAAGUUGCUUCACGCUGCGCCGGACCCAAGCAAGGAAGAGGAGCUUCACUUCCAGACAGAGAUGAUCAGCGAUCUGGCAGAUCUCUAUCAGUCGUCAAAGGGUGCCAAUAACAAGAGGGGCAAGAAGCGUAGGAAUGACAAAUUGGAUGGAUUUCGUUCAAGUGCAGCAAAAUGCGUCAUUCUUUUUUCCCCUUCCACAGGAAGCACGCAGCGGACGCCGGUGAAGCAGAAAAUGAAGACCAUGAGCCGCUCCUUGCAGAUGCUCAACGUGGCGCGGCUCAACGUGAAGGCCCAGAAAAGCCUGGCCAACGCAGAGCCGGUCACGUCGAAGGGGAAAGGAGCGGACAGAACGGCGAAGAGGCGCCCGAGUGGCAAGAGCAAACCCGAAGGAAUUCCUUUGUCAGCCUUCUCCAGUGAAGCUGAGCUGCUGUGCCACAUGCGCUCCUUCUAUGAGAAGAGCAUCGCGGAGAGGGACUCCUCUCUCCACGCUGGUGCUCAACAGCUUUUGGCUGCCGUAAAAACUUUCCUUGCCGCGGAAUCCGAGCAGCAGGUCAAGACCGUUGGGUUUUCCCAGCAGCAUUUUCUCAAGAGCAGCGGAUCCAUCAGGCAGGCCUACGGCUCCACCGUGGAUGUGGAGAGCAAAAUUCGAGAGUGUCAGCUCCAGGCGCUGCUCAGAUUGGAGUUAUGCAGACUUUUGUCCCCAGAGGAGGAUGAUGCUCUGGAUGAUGAACAGAUGGCAGAGGAGGUGGCUGAAAUGCUCCGAAUUAUAUCCCUGACAAAAGACCCGGCGUGCCUUGCAAAGUUCCUUCAGGAUGAAGUCCUUCCGGCGUUCUUGACAACCAUCCCAAGGGUCCUUGCCGACAUUUACCACAGUCUGGGCACGCAGAUCCCCGAGGCCUUGGCGGCCGUCCUUCCUGCCGACUUCUUCAGCGACGAGUCGCUCACCAAGGACAGCGUUUCUCCGGUGGCCUCCUCGCCCUGCCUCUCUUUGCACGGCUCGCGUUCCAACUGCAGCGAUCGCCUGCAUGACCUGCGUCAUCGCUCCGCUACCAAGCGAAAGAGCAGUAUGCUGACUCGUCAUCGCAGCAUGACCGAAUCGUCGCAGAGUCUACGGCAGAUAGCCAUGCCCAAAAAGACAAGACGGGCUUCCAAAGCAAAGGUCCGUACACCUCCAGAGAAAGCGGCCGCAGUCCCGCAAGCUCAAAAGCAACAAACGCACGAAGUUACCAAAGUAAGAAGGAACCUGUUCAAUGAAGAGGUUGCAUCUCCAUCAAAGAAGAGCAAACUCCCACGCAGCCAGUCUGUCUCUGCGGUGGAGGGACUGAAACGCAAGUCGUCGCACAAGUCUGACGAGAGGCACAGACUCCUAACAAAGCAAGUGUCCGAGACCCCCCGCCACAAGCAGGUGUCUGAUCGGCUCAUCUAUCGACAAAAAAUGGGGCGGCAUGCGUCACCAAACACUUGCUCCGGCCUAAAUGAGGAUUGUAUUGUGGAAGAAUCGCCAGUAAAACCAUCAGAAGAGCCCCGAAGGAGCCCGAGGAUCAAGAGCUUGGCCAGGAGACACUCAAACACCUUCUAUCCAAGUUCCCAAGUCCGUUCCCGCAACCUGGAGCGGGCGCUGUCCGCCUCCCAGCUUCCGCUCAGCCAAGGGCCCGUCAGUGACGUUAACGUGAAAAACGUUCGCUCUCCCAUGAGGCUUCUUUUUGGGGCCACCCAGUCUCCCGCUCAUCCUUCCACGCUGGGCUCAGCUUGGACCGGCACGACUCGGCUGUCUACAGACUCCAGUGUCUUUGAGAGUCCCAACAAGACACCGGAAAAGACCCGUGGAAAAUGCAGAGAUUUAGGCAGCGCAUCUCCCAGAACGCCUCGAAGCCCUAAAACUCAGUUUUCUUCCAGGCUACGCGGUCUACCUGGCGCCGAGAGCCCCGUCGCACAAACGGGUAUGGCCCUGAGGGGCAGUCCUUUCAGAUCUCCCGCCAGAAAGAAUUUUGUCCCGGAGACGCCCACUAAGCAAAGUCCUCUGACCAGCCCGCUGAAGGGAAUUCUCAAGACUCCCGUCAAGACUAUGGAACCGGCCUCUUCCUUUGGGUCACAUCCAACAUUCAGGACUCCCAAAAAGAUAGUGUCUUGGUCACCGUCCCCACGGAGAAAAUGUAUGGUGCCAGACAGGAUGCCCACUUUCAAGAUGCCCGAAUCGCCCAGAUUGUUGAAGACGCCCAACAAGUUCAACAGCCCGCCGAAAAGCCCCGGCGAAAAAGCGGAGACUUUCCAGACCCCCGAGAAGACGUGUCCGCCUUCACCACGUACCUUUUCUUGUCAGGUGAGCCUAAAAAGGAUUUCACCAGAUGCCACGAGAAACUGGAGAGCAGAGACAGCGCCGCCUUUGCUGUUUUCACUGCUUGAAGAACGUAGCGGUACAGCUCACACCAGGACGCCCAGCCCAGUUCACCAAAUGGCGACUCGGUCCGGACGGACAUCUGAUGAAAGUCCAAAGACUCCCUCCCCCAGUAAGCAAGCGUCUGCACCUUCGGUCGUCCGUACGUUUCUGUCUCCCAAAACGUCCCGGAGAAACGCCAGGUCUGCUCAAGUUGCUAGGACAGCCCGUAAGAACUUGAGAACCCGCAAUGCGCACGCCACAAAUGAGUCUGAAAGUGUUCAAAGGGCUCAAACUGAGACAAGUUGUGAAUCGGAUUCACGGCUAUUGGACUUGUCAGGACUCAACUCGGCCACGGACGACAGCAAUGACAUUGUGGACGCGUCGGUGGUGAAGACACAGUUCACCGGAGGCCUCAAGAUGAAUAUUUGCUUUUGCCGCAAGCCUUCAAAAUCCAGCCAAGACGCAUGGACAGCCCCGCUCGAGUCUCAAGAUCCACCCGGUCGCAGCUACGGCUUCCGACAGACGCCCGACCGCCAGCAGCGUGAAGCGGCUGCGCGUUUGGGCGACACACUUCAUGCCUCCCCCAGGUUCUCCACCCCAAGAGGCACGCCCAGGCGUCGCCAGCCAAAAGGCAUGGCGUCGCCAAGAUCGCCUUCCUAUCACGUAGAAAUGGAGAUGCAAACGUCCGGGCUCCCCAAACUCAAAGUCAAACGUACCAACUCCAUGCACGUAAACGAUGUUCUCGCGGAGGAUGGGCCUCAGAGCCCUCUCGUUGCUGUGAAACCAUCUCAGGUGGACAGCCCGUUGCCGUUGGUCCCUAAGCAGCGAGAUCCCGGUUCCAUCUCACCCUCCGUAUGUAGCCACGCUACCCCCGCUAAAGGCGGUGUGGUUCAGACCCACAUCUGCCAGUCCUACACGCCCACGCGCCAACCCGCGGGAACCACAUCGCCCAUGGCAAUUGCCGACGUCUUCCCCCUCUCCCCCUCCCCUCAAAGUGCGGGCAAGGUGACCCCGGACAACCUGAACAGCUGGCGCCGGAGGAAACGACCCCUCGUGGCUGCCGUCGGAGGCAAAGACCGCUGCCAGAAGGGUGAGCCGGUAGAGGAGGCGGAGCUCGGAGUGAGCAGGUUGUCGGAGGCGGAUGACCUGGAUGAGCUCGCCACUAAAACUACUGGUCAGGUUUGGACUUUGAAAGGAGCUCACUUUUUGCCUGCGAUAGACGCGUCUCCUCCCUGUCCCGAGGAUGACUGGAUGGUGCCCGAUUCUCACCGAAAUGAAGAAGACAUGAUGUGGGAAGCUGCUGGCGGAGACGUCGCAUCCACCUUAGCCACACCUCCCGGCUCAGUGAAGCAGGUCACGGCCGGUGGGAUUCUGGCCCUCACUCAGUCCCCGAUGCUCUUCAAGGGAAAGCCGGCUUCGGCAAGCAGGAGAACACCUCGCUUGAAAGAUGAAUUAGUAGGCGAGCGGAGGAUGGCAGCAGCGGGUGACAAGGUCUCGGCCUUCAGCUUGCCCGCCAGACGUUCGGCCAGCAGGAAGAGGCUGCUUCAGUGAUGGUUUAGUUUUAAUUGCUGUUUUAUGUAUGUAAAUUUGGAUGUAUUGAUGGACUGAUUGAGUUCAAUUUUCAAAUGUCUUCCAUGUUCAAAAUGUGAAACUGUUUUCCUCUGCCUCAUGUUGUCUGAGUUUGUCUAAUGUUAAUUUAUUUGUUUUUUCAACAGAUUUUAAGUCAAGGCAUGUUUAAAGCUUUUAUUUGUCAUGUGAAUAUUGUGAAUAAAUGCUGUUCUUAAAAGUUUAAAAA